Messenger RNA from Lepisosteus oculatus (spotted gar), 1151 nucleotides. Its product is annotated as gamma-crystallin S-1-like. Lineage: Eukaryota; Metazoa; Chordata; Actinopteri; Semionotiformes; Lepisosteidae. Gene Ontology annotation, biological process: visual perception; lens development in camera-type eye. The record is from RefSeq and is a predicted model, not a curated record. Gene Ontology annotation, molecular function: structural constituent of eye lens.
GCAGUCAGGAUGGGCAAGAUCAUCUUCUACGAGGACAGAAACUUCCAGGGUCGUUACUAUGAGUGCAGCAGCGACUGCGCUGACAUGCACUCCUACUUCAGCCGCUGUAACUCCAUUAGAGUGGACAGUGGCUACUGGGUGCUCUAUGAGAAGCCAAACUACAUGGGCUACCAGUACAUCUUGAACAGGGGAGAAUAUCCUGACUACCAGCGCUGGAUGGGCUACAAUGACUGCAUCAGGUCCUGCCGUAUGAUUCCACACUAUCGUGGGAACUACAGAAUGAGAAUCUACGAGAGGGCUGAUUUCGGUGGCCAGAUGAUAGAGUUCAUGGAUGACUGCCCUAAUGUCUAUGACCGUUUCCACUACCGUGACAUUUACUCCUGCAACAUGAUGGAAGGUUACUGGAUCUUCUAUGAGCAUCCAAACUACAGAGGCAGACAGUACUUCCUGAGGCCCGGCGAGUACAGGAGAUACACUGACUGGGGUGGCAUGAGCCCUACCAUCGGCUCCUUCAGACGCAUGAUGGACUUCUAUUAAAAUCUUCCAACUGCAGUCAUAUUUUAAGGGCACAUUGGCAGAAAUUGUUCUACAAGUGCUAGCCUUCCAAUUCCUAAAUAUUAAUACUUCAAAUUUGAUUAAAUGUCAUUAUAAAGGGAUGUUUUAUUAACAACGUUUUCAAAGCCUAUUUUUUUAAAUCACUGUUCUUUGUACAGGUGAGACAGGAUUGGGCAGCACAGUCUGAUUGACUCUUAAAUGAGCUGCACAUACUUUUCAUAGACACUGCACUCUUCCAACAGAAGUGUUUUCUUAAAUGCAUAAUAAGUUCUUAUAAAACAAAAGAAACUUGACUUCUUACCACUUGUUUUUUUAUUUUUGUCACUUUAUUUUAAAAUUUUAGCUGUAAGACAGAGAAAGUACUGAUCACAAUACGUUUCUGAGACAUUACUUUUGACAGCUAACAGAAAUAUAAAAGGCUUGAAUCAGAAGUUUACAAGAAACAAAUGUUUAUACAUCUUCAUUGUUGAACACAUGGUUCCACUUCACUGUGGAAAAGUUUUUUAAAAAUCACAAAAAAUACCAUGUUAGAACUGAGUCUUUUUAUGCAAUCAAAAGCCUUAAACACAUUUUGACUGAAAAUCAACACAUGUCAA